AUGGCAGUAAAAACUCUCGACUUUCGUGUACUUCUUAUUCAAUUAUCUAAUCAACUUUCGAAUGAUAAUCGUGAAGGACUUCAUUUCGUUAUUGGUCCCAUGGUUCCACGUAAAAUUCGAGAUGAUUGCACGCCAACUGGUACUCUACAUCUUCUUGAAUUUCUUUUCGAUCGUACUCUUAUUAGCGAUAAAAAUUUUGAUUACUUGAUUUGUGCAUUUCGUAAAAUUUCUUGUUAUGAUGCUGUAGAACGACUUCAAGAAUUUGAACAAAUUCAGAAACAGUUCACAUUAUCAACUACAUCGACAGAGUCAACAAUAUUGAAUGAAUCGAUACAGACCAUUGAAGUAGAUAAAAUUGGAAAUGUUUCGAUUGAUGUGGCCAGAGAAGUAGCUUGCUCAUUUACUACUUCGGAAAAUUCAUCACCUAACAGUGACUGUUCAUUUCUACCAUUAAAGACAACUGUUUCUUUGGAAUCACAACCAAUUGAAAAAUCAAAUCUUGUCUAUAUUAUAAAAAAAGGUUUCUCACAUGGUAUUAAAAGUAAAGACAUUCAAGAUCAGUUGUUUGAUGAUGCUAAGGAUCUCAUGUUAUCAUAUAAUGAUCGUUGUGUUGGAGUUGAACUAUAUUGGUCUGACACGUAUCUUACUUCUAUUCGAUUUUUCUAUUCAAAUGGUCGUUCUUCUAUAGUGCAUCAUCCAUCUAACGACAAUCAACUUAAUCGUCUGUCUCAUUUUUCGAACAAUUUUACGUUAGGUUCAAAUGAAGAAAUCAAUAGAGUGAUCUUCUACAAACGUGCAAAUCCAACGCAGACGAACGAUGUGAUUGUAGGUAUACAAUUUCGUACAACAAAAGGACGAAAAAGUGAUCUUUUUGGUUCAAAUAAUGGUAGAUUCACGAUCGAAUCGUUUGCAGGCUAUAAUUUUCUAUGCGCGAAAGGACGAUAUUAUAAUAAUAAACGAAUUGGAAUGCUUCAGUUUGUUUGGUUGAAAUCCACUUCAUUAAGUGAAAAAAUUGAUCAAUCAUCAUUUUAUGUCCUAGACACAUGCUCAUUCAAUUAUACAAGUAAUAUGAACAACGAAACGAGACAUGCAACAGGUAUUGAGUCUUCAUGGUAUGAUCUCAAACAUGAGUUUGAUCGAAUAGGAGAUGGUUGUGAACCGGGAGCAUCGUAUUACCGAACGAUUAGUGUCGAAGGUCCCUUAUUAUUUGCUGUGAUUAAGGACAAAUAUGUAUUCUAUCAUGAUGCUGGCAAAUGGGCUCAGUACAAAAGUGCAAAUAAUGUCACAGUUGGCGUCUUAAAAUCGACCAGUUUGCAUCCACGACGUAGCGUACGUACAUCCAAUUAA
Molecule: messenger RNA, 1347 nt
Organism: Adineta steineri
Lineage: Eukaryota; Metazoa; Rotifera; Eurotatoria; Adinetida; Adinetidae
Source: the annotation of a GenBank genome assembly